This is a messenger RNA of Hirsutella rhossiliensis, 987 nucleotides long. Its product is annotated as vacuolar protein sorting protein. The transcript is spliced from 2 exons. The record is from RefSeq and is a predicted model, not a curated record. Gene Ontology annotation, molecular function: acyltransferase activity. NCBI's taxonomy places the organism in Eukaryota, Fungi, Ascomycota, Sordariomycetes, Hypocreales, Ophiocordycipitaceae. The coding region runs from base 1 to 987 and encodes 328 amino acids.
AUGGAAAAGUAUAGCCAGUUUCGCGACAGGUCUACCGGCAUCGCGCCGUUCUUACCCGUCGUGACGCCCCUCUCCGCCAUCUCGACGCUGACGCACAGCCUGCUCUUCUUCUUCCGCCUCCCGCUCUUCCUCACCUACGCCCUCAGCUACUUCAUCGUCUUCCACUACCUGCCGCUGCCCGUCGUCGCCCGCAAGAUUGCGCUAUGGGGUAUGAUGGCGAUCCCCGGCAUCUGGUGGGUCGACCUCCAGCUCGACGGCGUCAGGCGCGGCACCCUGUCGGAGCAGCCCCGUGAGCGCGUCCCUCAUCCGGGCUCCGUCAUUGCCGCCAACUUCACUAGCCCCAUCGAUGCCGUGUAUCUCGCCGCCGUCUUCGACCCCGUCUUCACCGUUUCGUACCCGGGGACGCACAAGCUGCGUCGGAUCGGCUUGCUGGGCGCCGUCGCCAUGGCCCUGGCGCCCGUUCGAACUGGCCCGCCCCCCAACGCAAAGUUGGUAGACCUCGAGGAUCUGCUAAGAGAGUAUCCGGGACGUGUCAUUGCCGUCUUCCCCGAAUGCGGCACUACCAACGGCAAGGCCAUCCUGCCAUUCAGCCCGGGCCUGGCCCAGUGCCCGCCCAGCGUCCACAUAUUCCCCGUCAGCAUCCGCUACACGCCCUCAGACGUCACCACCCCGGUGCCCGGCCGGUGGUUCAGGUUCCUGUGGGACCUUCUCUCGCGGCCUACGACCUGCAUCCGUGUGCGCAUCGCCGAGGGCCGUCGUAAGGAUGCGGCUGCUCCAGCCACCAAUGGCGGGGCCACGACGACCAACGGCGCCAGGGGAGAGCUUAGACAGCGCAAGUCGGCGGACUCCGACCUCUCGGGCGACGAGCAGAAGCUCCUGGACCGAAUCGCCGAGGCCCUGGCGCGACUGAGCAGAGUCAAGCGGGUUGGCCUGACGAUGAAUGACAAGACAGCCUUUGUCGCAGCUUUGAACGGCAAGAAGACCUGA